CACUACUAUAAUUGACAGCAAGAUCCUAGUUAAGACACAACCAACAUUUGUUCCCCCUCUGUCUCACUCUCUCUCUCUCUCGGUCUCUGCUUUUCAUCUUCUUCCAUUUUUCUGCUGAUUAAAACAGAAUUUUUCAGGCCUAAAGAAAAUUGUGUUUAGAAAAAAAUGACAAGUGGGGGUGGCUAUGGUGAUGCAAGUCAAAAAAUAGACUAUGUUUUUAAGGUGGUAUUAAUAGGUGAUUCAGCAGUAGGCAAGUCUCAAAUACUGGCUCGUUUUGCGAGGAACGAGUUUAGUCUUGAUUCUAAGGCUACUAUUGGUGUUGAGUUUCAGACAAGGACUCUUGUUAUUCAACAUAAGUCUGUUAAAGCUCAGAUCUGGGACACUGCUGGUCAAGAACGAUAUAGAGCUGUCACGAGUGCGUACUACAGGGGAGCUGUGGGAGCUCUGCUGGUUUACGACAUAACAAAACGUCAAACAUUUGAUCACAUUCCACGCUGGCUUGAAGAGUUACGUGCACAUGCUGAUAAGAACAUCGUGAUUAUGCUGAUCGGAAAUAAAACCGAUCUUGAAGAUCAACGAGCUGUUCCAACCGAGGACGCUAAAGAAUUUGCUCAGAAAGAAGGAUUAUUCUUCUUAGAGACUUCUGCAAUGGAAGCCACAAAUGUCGAGGACGCUUUCUUUACUGUUUUGACAGAGAUCUUCAACAUUGUGAACAAGAAGAAUCUUGCUGCAGGUGAUGAUCAAGCAAAUGGUAAUUCUGCAUCUUUAACUGGAAAGAAAAUUCUUGUACCUGGUCCUGCACAAGUUAUCCCAGAAAAGAAAGCAUGUUGUAGAUCUUGAGAUAUUGGGUUUGGUGUUUCUAUUUCAUUCUUUUGGUUGUCAAUUUCUUGGGUUUGUUAGUUGAGUCUUUUUGGUUGUAUAUUUAUAUUGUUAUUUUUUGCACUGUUAAUGAAAGGAAAUGGUUAUUGUGAGUUAA
This is a messenger RNA of Nicotiana tabacum (common tobacco), 976 nucleotides long. RefSeq names its product ras-related protein Rab11D-like. Gene Ontology annotation, molecular function: GTPase activity; GTP binding. The record is from RefSeq and is a predicted model, not a curated record. Lineage: Eukaryota; Viridiplantae; Streptophyta; Magnoliopsida; Solanales; Solanaceae.